AUGCGCAGCCAGACUUUACCAGACGAUCAAGAUGCAGAGGGCUCCCAAGAUAAAAAUCCUGAUGGUGGUUAUGGUUGGGCAGUCGUCAUAGGUGCUUUCCUUAUGGUCGUCACCAGUUACGGCACGAGUACGGCAUGGGGCGUUAUGCAGGAUUACUAUGAAAGAGAAAUGUUUGGCGACACGAUACCCGAUGCUCAACUUCAACUCAGUUUUGUCGGUACAUUUGCAUUGAUCUUUGCAAAUGCAUGCGGUCCUUUGGCUCAAGUUCUUCGUUCCAUGUGGGGCACACGAUUUGUCUUGUUGAUUGGCACUUUUCUGAUCGCUAUCGGAUUAAUUAUUGCCGGUUUCUCGAAUCAGAUAUGGCAUCUUUAUCUUACACAGGGCAUUCUGUUCGGUACUGGUGUGUCGCUCAUGUAUGUGACCAUUAUGGCCGUAGCACCUCAAUACUUUGAUCGAAAGCGAGGUUUAGCACUGGGAAUUGUUGCAAGCGGAUCUGGCAUUGGUGGUCUUGUUAUGCCAUUUAUCAUGACGCCUCUGAACCGUAGUUUGGGCGCUGGAUGGACGUAUCGUGUCGUUGGCUUCGUUUGCUUAGGUUGUGACCUCUUGGCAUGUCUACUGGUCAAGGACAGAUUUAAACUUCCCAAGCAACGCAAGAGUUUAAGCGAAAUUAUCCGCCUUGAUGUCUUUAAAGAUAAAAAUUUCUGCAUUUGGUCUCUUGGAGCAUGUGUGCAAAUGCUCGGCUACUAUAUUCCAUACUUUUUCCUCCCAUCUUACGCUACUUGGGUCGGAUUGUCACCUUCCGAAGGCUCGUCGCUGGUAGCUGUCAGUUCUGCAGUUAACUUUGCUGGUCGUAUAGUGGCUGGCAUCCUUGCUGACCGAUUUGGUCUCGUCAAUAUCAAUAGCUUGUUCUUGAUGAUCAGUGGAUUGAGUACGCUGCUGAUCUGGACAUUUGCUUAUGAUUUUGGUACUCUUAUGGCAUUUUCUGUCAUUUUUGGAUUCUUUUGUGGAUCCUAUUUUUCUCUAGGCAAGUACAUAGUUGCUCCCGCUUUACUUCCUUUCUACCUUGUUGAACUCCAGCCAGCUAACGCAAGAGCAAUACUACGCAUAUCAGUGUCCCCUAUCACUUUAAAUAUCCUUGGCAUGGAGCGCUUCCCUAGCGGCUUAUCCUUGGUGCUGAUUACCAACAUCAUUAGUGUUUUUGGUCCCAACAUUUCCUCUGCAAUUGACGGUUCCGCCGGUGCCGAGCCAUUCUUUGCGCAUAAGAUGUUUGCUGGUGUUGCAUUCAUUCUAGGCUCUUUAAUCAUGCUAUGGCUCAAGUUCAGCAUGAAUCGCAAGCUCUUUGCCAAAGUUUGA
This is a messenger RNA of Zychaea mexicana, 1353 nucleotides long. RefSeq names its product major facilitator superfamily domain-containing protein. Gene Ontology annotation, molecular function: transmembrane transporter activity. Gene Ontology annotation, cellular component: fungal-type vacuole membrane. The transcript is spliced from 9 exons. The coding region runs from base 1 to 1353 and encodes 450 amino acids. The record is from RefSeq and is a predicted model, not a curated record. Gene Ontology annotation, biological process: transmembrane transport. NCBI's taxonomy places the organism in Eukaryota, Fungi, Mucoromycota, Mucoromycetes, Mucorales, Lichtheimiaceae.